Molecule: messenger RNA, 1141 nt
Organism: Zeugodacus cucurbitae (melon fly)
Lineage: Eukaryota; Metazoa; Arthropoda; Insecta; Diptera; Tephritidae
Product: trypsin-like
Exons: 1
Coding region: 105-782 (225 amino acids)
Biological process (GO): proteolysis
Molecular function (GO): serine-type endopeptidase activity
Source: RefSeq, a predicted model, not a curated record
CCGUAAAAUUAACACAGAGCACAGUUGAAAACUUUGCUUUGAGUAAAACAUACGAAAUAAUUUUAUCAGAAGAUACCACUUUGUUUGCCUACAUUUUUUGAAGGAUGAAUCAACUACUCGUUUGCAGUUUCUUGCUGGCGAUUGCAUCGUCAUACGCCUCCGUUGUACCAGCACCUUCCUAUGUCGUUUCUGUUCAAGGAGACGAUGAUGGCGCAAUCAUCUGCGGUGGUGUGCUGAUCGACAAGAGAUUCGUUCUGACCACAGCACAGUGUUUGGCUUUCUACAACCCUGAAAGAUUGGUGGUUUCUGUAAACGAUGGCGCUCAGAUCAUUAAACUUGCAUCUUACACUUUCGCUUCGAAUUUCGAUUUCGUUACCAUGGAAGAUAAUAUUGGCCUUAUGAGAUUGGCAGAACCAGCGAAUGCUAAUGUCAUUAAAGUGGCUGAACAACAACCAAAAACUGGUGCCAACGGUGUAGCCUAUAGUUGGGGUGCCAACCACAGGCUCGACAGUGUCGGUGUUAAACUCGUAAGCACAGGCGAUUGCGCUUCCGGAAAGUAUGGCUGGAGUGAAGAUGAAAUAUUCAAUACGAUGGUAUGUGGCCUGGUGAAAAACAACAAGUCAUGUGUCCCACGUUUCGGCAACCCCGUAGUAUCUAAUAACAAGCUGGUUGGUUUGACUUCAUGGGGUGGUUGUGGCAACAACGGAAAAGCAGCUAUCUUGACCGAUGUACCAUCUCUACGUUCAUGGAUCGAUAGUGCCAUAAAGAAGUUGGAGCAAUAAAUUAAUUAAAAACUUUUUGUUCAUCUGUGCAGUCUAAUAUAAACUCUUUCGCUUUAUUAUGUGGCGUUUCUUCCAUAAUUAGUUUCUAAAUAACACUAAAAUUUUAAGAAACAAUGAUAUUAUUGUGAAGUAUAGUUAUAAUGUCCCUACACAUUAGAAAGAAACAGAAAUAUUCCCCACAUUGUUACUAAAAUGUUUCCAGAUAAAUAUGCAUUAGAUCCGUGUUUUAAUGACAAACAAAUUCCUGAGAAGUGUUCGCUUUUUACAGCUUUGAAAUAAUUAUUUUCACUUUAGGCUUAGACCAUUCUUCCUGUAACCACAAUUCUUCACACCGAACAAUAAAUGGAAAUACACCUCGA